Penicillium riverlandense is the source of this 447-nucleotide messenger RNA. Its product is annotated as DUF4334 domain-containing protein. The transcript has 3 exons. The coding region runs from base 1 to 447 and encodes 148 amino acids. The record is from RefSeq and is a predicted model, not a curated record. NCBI's taxonomy places the organism in Eukaryota, Fungi, Ascomycota, Eurotiomycetes, Eurotiales, Aspergillaceae.
AUGUCCCAUACCCCGGAGCAACAGUUCGAAGAACUAACCAAAUCCUCUAAUGCCUCAAGUUGUGAGGUACUUGCUGUGUUUGAUCAACUCAAACCCAUCAAGCCAGACAAAAUUACUGGAUUCUGGAAUGGCAAGAGUGUUAAAACCGGCCACCCAACCGAGAAUAAACUCACAUCCAUGAGCUGGGCCGGUAAGACAUUCCGUUCCACCGAGGAUGUUGAUCCUAUCAUAAUUCAUAACGAACAUGACGCGAAGGUGUGGAAUGCGAAUUGGGGACAUGCUAGGCUCCGACAGAUUGAGUGGCGUGGUGUUCUUUCGGCAGCUAUGGUUUAUGAUGACUUUCCCAUCAUAGAUUAUUUCCGAUAUGUCAACGAUGAAAUGAUUGCAGGUGCGAUGGAUGCAAAAACUUCAAAUGCGGGAACUUUUUACUUCUGUCUCUACAAGUGA